CAGAGCAGCAUGGGCCUGAAAUUCCAAAAGAUCCUCGUUUUGGGUGGGAUAGUAAUAGGAUUCCUGUCUGUCACUGUUAUCCUGGUGGGAACUUUGCUGAGAAGUUCCAUACCCAAUGUAUUGGCACCGGAAGAACGGCAAUUUGCAUUUGACUAUGUAAUUGUUGGAGCUGGCACUGGAGGAACCACACUGACAUCUCUGCUAGCAAAGCACAGCAAUGGAAGUGUCCUCCUUAUUGAGGCUGGCGGUCAAUUUGGCCUUUUAAGCAGGAUUCCCCUGCUAACCACAUUCCAGCAGAAGGGCAUCAACGACUGGUCUUUCCUUUCCGUUCCCCAGAAACACUCCUCCAAAGGACUUAUUGACCGAAGACAGUGCCUCCCGAGAGGCAAAGGACUUGGUGGUUCAGCCAAUCUCAAUUACAUGCUACACUUUGAUGGUCACGGACCGGAUUUUGAUUCCUGGCGGGAUCUCCACAAUCUAAGCGACUGGGGCUGGGAUCAGAUGAGAUCCUUUAUGGUUGCUGCUAAACCAAGAUCCUCGAAUAUGUUUGAGAUCCCUCGAAGGUACUCCAAAAUAACGGAAGCUCUGGACGAGGCACAGGCGCAGUUUAGCCACAAAGAUUGGAUUUUUCGGCGAUCUGUGUAUAAUAUAAGGAAUGGCCUGCGUUAUUCAGUGGUUCAGCAAUUCUUGAACCCAGUACUUCAUCAUUCCAACCUUCGCCUGCUGCCCGAAGCGUUGGUAAAGCGGAUUCAACUUUCCCCCAGCCCAUUUCCACAUGCCACCUCAAUUUUGGUGGGGAUUAAAGAUGAAGAGAACAGGGAACAGGAAUUCAGCAUCGAGGUGAGAAGGGAGUUAAUCCUUGGCGCUGGAGCUUACCAAACACCACAGCUUCUUUUGGCCUCUGGAAUCGGAGAUAAAUCCGAAUUGGAGAAGAUGGGAAUUCCCGUCCAGCAUAAUUUACUUUCGGUGGGUCACAAUCUACACGAUCACUUCAAUCUCCCACUUUUUGUUUCGAUCGGAGUAACUGGACCCACUCUAAAUCAGAACACGUUCUUGAAUCCAAUGACACUAAUCAAUUUUCUAAGUUCUGGAACGGGACCACUGGCAAAUUUUGGAGUGCUGGGAAACGUGGCCACUUACGGUGCAUCAGGAUCUUCGCCAUUUAGCAUCACCUUCUUUGGAGCCGGUGCCAUUGACGAGUCUGCUCUAAUGUCCAUAUCCAAUUUUAAGGGUCCGGCAUUCCGGGCUCUCUUUCCCCGAUAUUAUAACGCUUCCCAGGAAGGAUUCGUGGUCAUAUCUAACUGCCUGCAGCCAAAAUCACGAGGAUCCGUGGGAAUCCUUAAUCGUCACAUGCGAAGAAAUCCCCUGAUAGAUCCAAACUACCUUAGCAACGAGGACGAUGUAGAUUGCACCAUUAAAGCAAUUCGAAGUGCUGUGGAGAUCGUCACGUCCUCAGCCUUUGCCUUACUACAACCCCGCAUACAUUGGCCCCGAUUGCAGGAGUGCUCCAACUUUGGCCCCUUCGAGCGGGACUUUUUCGAAAACCAACCAUCGGAUCACUAUUUGGAAUGUUUGUUGCGGCAUAUCGGGCUCGGAUCGCAUCAUCCCGGAGGCACAUGUGCCCUGGGCAGUGUUGUGGACUCGCAGUUGAGAUUACAAGGUGUGUCCAAUGUGCGCGUGGUGGAUGCCAGCAUCUUGCCCCGUCCCGUUUCGGGAAAUCCCAACUCGGUGGUCGCCGCCAUUGCGAUGAGAGCCGCUUCUUGGAUACUAAAGAGCGAACUGCAGGCCGGUGAUUUGAAAUGAAUCAAAUUCUCUGUGAGAUUGUUGCAAAUGCGUUCAAGUUGAGGGACAAUCACACUGAACAAAACAUAGCCCAAUAAUUAUUUAUAUUUAUAAACUUUUUGUUUAAUAAUAAAAUUGAUUUAAUGUUGAAAAUAUCAUAA
Messenger RNA from Drosophila ficusphila, 1943 nucleotides. RefSeq names its product neither inactivation nor afterpotential protein G (gene ninaG). The record is from RefSeq and is a predicted model, not a curated record. Bases 10 to 1803 code for a protein of 597 amino acids. Gene Ontology annotation, molecular function: oxidoreductase activity, acting on CH-OH group of donors; flavin adenine dinucleotide binding. The transcript is spliced from 6 exons. Lineage: Eukaryota; Metazoa; Arthropoda; Insecta; Diptera; Drosophilidae.